AUGUCGAAUUCAACGGAAAACAUAGCUUGUCAGAGACGCUUGGUUUGUGCUUGUCUCGGGCUGCAAGACGGAAUCGAGACAGGAGACCAAGACUCGAGAGAUCUUCAGAUCUUGAAUAGUGGUACACACACAGCGUGGCAGGGAAGCGCGUUCGUUGCACGAAGCACGGAGCAUGGACCGUAUGCGCUCUUGGCACUCGAACGAUGGCACACAUACUCCACCCCCGGUAACAGACAACGUACGGCACUGGUAUCAGGGCUUAUCGCUCGAUUGCCUCGAUUGCUCAGAACCCGGAACUUGGAGGUCCAACCAAUGUGGCGUCCUGGUGCAGGUCGCGGUGAACGGGUGCCGCAGACAGAUGCACGAACCUUGACCGCGGCAGGAAGCAUCAUCUCAAGGUCAUACGCUGCAUAUGCGCGAUGCCAACCUGGCAAGCACCUGACGUUCGCCCUCGCCGUCCCCCAUACGGUUCUUAUCAUCUGCCAGAAGCCCGCGCGACAUUCACGAAGCCCGGCGGGGCCCCGCGCACUGUGGGCGACGGGCACACAAGCUUACACUCCCCGACCCGCGCCGCGCCGCGUGAUUGCGCCGUCGCGGGGACCGCGCCACGGACCUGGAGGCGUGCGAGAACGCCCGUCGCCCGUUGCGCCCGCGGGGACCUCACAGGGUGCGGCGGCGGCGGGAUGGGACGACCCGCGCACACUCCGUUCGGCGGCGGCCGCGGGGCCCUGGGCCCAGGGCGGAGAUGGGGCAACAGGGCUCGUCCACUGCGGCGCAUCGGCAUGGGCACCGCGCGCGUCCGCAGCCACCGGAGCGCGACGGCGACCUCGGCGCGGUGAUUCGGUGCACAAGCAGCGAUGUGCCAGCGCACGAAAGCCUGGCGGGCGCGAGCUGCAGCACGCACCAGCAUGGCGCAAGGAGGGAGCUCUGUCCGUUGCGCGGCCUGACCAGCACCGGGCACCCGCCUGCGAAGCUCGGCUGAAGACGUCCCUGUCGGUACCCAGCAGGAUGCGCAGCCCUCAGGGUGCGGGCGAGAGUUUUCCAGGGGUGAACGUAUUCACUCUUGUUCUGGUUAGCAGUCUACUGAAGCCGGACCUUGUAGAUUCGCGGACAACUCCGGGCCCACUUCCAGUCCAGGCUUGGCAAGUAGCUUCCGCGCUCGAAGGCCGCAAACCGCCUGACACGUCCACGCCGCGAGCUUCAAUUCGAUCAUGGCUCUGGCAUUCCAUGACCGCCAGAGGAGGCCAUGCCGCCGGGCCAUUCCCAUCUCAUUACGCCUGCGCCGUCAUUUUGAGCAAAGGCUCAACGAGCACUAAAACUAGCGUCCAGGUACCACUACGCGUUCCGGUUCACGUACACGGAAUUCACGCUCCCCACGGGGCUCGCAAGGCUCGCAACGAAUCACAGCCAGCCCUGACACUUAAGCCGACAUCCGCUGACGCACGCCAUCAGCGUAGGCUGAAUACCGGCAACGCACACGGGGUUCCCCGCAUGCCCCUAGCGUCCUCGUCACCCUCGCGAUUCCGAAUGGCCACGGCGUUCCAAACGCUCGCACUCGCCCGAGCGCACCGGCGAGUUUGGUCCAAUGUCGUGCGCCGAGAAGCCCAAGUGCUCGCUCGUUCUGCUCCUGCCCGAUUGGAGUUAUUCUUGCGUAAGGACAAGGCACUUGUCGAGCACCUGCCUCGUACUGACCCUCACCGUCUGACAGGACACGCGCCCCGUCUUCUAGGACCGCACAAGCGUUUAGUCGGCGGCGGGCGUAAGGGACGGUCUCGAGGCCACAGCGCCCCUCCCGCACAGCCCUCCAGCGCGAAGCCAGUCUUCACCGCGCUCGUCGUUUCUUUUCAGAACGGUCGUCGCGGCGGCUUCGCUGGAGCGCUUGGCGUGUCUUCCGAGCGCGCCUUCGAAGCCCGUGAUCCAGGGUUCCAGACCGGUUCGACGCGUCGCUUCGGGGCCGUCCGUGCCCCUUCCGUCACCAAUGGAGUUGCAAGUUGGGGCAAGCGGAACCGCGCGCACGCCUCGCUGGGGCCGGCGAUCAAAGGGCGAAGGCAGAGGCGACUAGACUGGUCUGAGGCUGACGUCGGCGCAGGGCUCGGGUUGGAGGCGGAUAGUGAGGGCCUGGGCCGCGUUGGAGAUGAUCGCGAUGGAGGCGAGCCUCAAGAUUGGCUCGGAAUGCGGUGUCUCACCAUGGUGUCGAGUUAUUCCACAUCGCGCUCGUUCUGGAGUGGACAUGAUGAGCGGGGCUGGUAUUGUACGGGUAACAGCGGGGCUGGCAAGUGGAGCCCGCUAUCCUCGGCAGCCAUCCAGUCACCUAGAGUAGACUCUCGGGCCUCGACCACAGUGCAUCGCGGCGUCGCUGUGCCAGUUGUCGCCCGCCCUGACCCCGCCGUCCGGCGUGCGUGGGCCCCUCAGGAACUCCGCUCCAUGCCCGGGCGGCCUCCGCGGGCCCCCGUAAUGCGCGGACCAGCGCGGCUCGAGGCUCGCCGCCCACACGUCCCCAACGUUGUACGGCUGCGGGCUCGGCGUGCGCGCGGGGGCUCCGGCGCGGCGGGGAGCGGGCAGCCGUUCUCGUCCCGCGGCCUUGGCGUCGACGGGCCCUGGGACGGGGGACUGGAGUUGGUGAGACCAGGACGCUCCGCGACGGGCAGGGGGGUGCCUGAGGCCUUGCGCGCGCGGCGGCGCUCGGCGACGUCGGCGAGCCAGAGGGAGGUGCUGUCCUUGCGCGGCCGCGUGGACGUGGACGUGGACGGGGCGCCGUCUGUGGACGUGCUGGGGCGGUGA
Epithele typhae is the source of this 2781-nucleotide messenger RNA. RefSeq lists its product as uncharacterized. The record is from RefSeq and is a predicted model, not a curated record. Lineage: Eukaryota; Fungi; Basidiomycota; Agaricomycetes; Polyporales; Epitheliaceae. Bases 1 to 2781 code for a protein of 926 amino acids. The transcript is spliced from 15 exons.